CUAAUUUAAUAUACUUUUUGAAUUUUUAAAUAAUAAAAAAAUGUUCAAAAAAGUUGCAGUUGGAAUAUCAGGAGGUGUAGAUAGUGCAAUAGCCGCGUUACUGUUAAAGAGACAAGGGUUUAAUGUCUCUGGCGUGUUUAUGCAAAAUUGGGAUAUACGAGAUGAAAAGGGAGUUUGCAGUAGCGAAGAAGAUUAUAAAGACGCCCAAUUUGUAUGUGAUAAAUUAGGAAUUAAGUUACAUCAUGUUAAUUUUGUUAAACAAUAUUGGAAUGAAGUGUUUUGUCAGUUGGUGAAAGAAUAUGAAAUGGGAGCUACUCCAAACCCUGAUGUAUUGUGUAACAGAAAUGUAAAAUUCAAUUACUUUUAUAAGUAUGCCACAGAAAAUUUAGGUGCUGAUGCCAUAGCAACUGGUCAUUAUGCAAACACUAGUUUUGGACCUUACCUUGAAAAAUAUGAACCAGAUAAAGCCAUAAAGCUGUUGUUGGCUAAAGAUGUCAGAAAGGACCAAACCUUUUUUCUUUGCCAAAUAAGACAAGAUACAUUAAGAAAAACAAUGUUUCCAUUGGGGAAUUUUUCUAAAUUUGAAGUGAAGCACAUGGCAGCAGAAAAUAACUUGGAAAGGAUAGCUUUAAAACCAGAGAGUAUGGGGAUUUGUUUCAUAGGAUCUAGAAACUUUCAAGAUUUUAUUAGAGAAUAUAUUUCAGAUAAAUCAGGAAAUUUUGUGGACAUAGAUACAGGACAAAUAGUUGGACAUCACAAUGGCAUUCACCAAUGGACUUUGGGCCAAAGAUCAAGAAUUUCAGGUGUACCAGAAGCUUACUUUAUAGCUAGGAAGGAUGUUGAAAGAAAUAUUAUUUAUGUGGCUUCUGGUACUGACCAUCCCAUGCUUCUCAGCGACUUAUUUUUCACUGGUGUACCUCACUGGAUCCAUUCAGAACCACCUGAACUGCAAGUAAACAACAUUUUAGAAUGUGAUUUUAAAUUUCAACAUACACAACAUUGGAAGCCCUGCCAAGUUUGUAAAACCACACAUGGAUUAACUGUCAAAUUGUACGAGGAAAAAAGAGCCUUGACAAAUGGACAGUAUGCAGUUUUUUCCAAAGAUAGGGAAUGUUUAGGUAGUGCUAAAAUAAUAAGUACACCCAUAUCUAAUUUUUCUUAUAAUUAUAAGUUAGAUAAAUAUGAAUGAGGCAAUCAGGAUGUUGAAAGAAAU
Molecule: messenger RNA, 1213 nt
Organism: Diabrotica balteata
Lineage: Eukaryota; Metazoa; Arthropoda; Insecta; Coleoptera; Chrysomelidae
Source: the annotation of a GenBank genome assembly